AAUGUGGGUUUUCACCAACUACCCAUGAAAGGUACUUAAAUAGGUCCGRACUUUUAUCGCUGAACAAAAAGACGGAUCGCAUUUGAAAUACAGAGCAGACAGAAGAUGUCUCGCUGAACAACGCUGACAGAUAACUGUUAAUUCAAAUAAUUACAAUUCUGACUUGAUGAGAUCAACAAACAAAAGCAACGAUGAGUUCAAAAUCUCCUCAGGACCCACCAACUUCUGUGGCGAUCAAGAAAAGAUCCAGAGUCGCUGGAGUCGUGAUCACUCAGUUCGUGGAGAUACUCCCAGCAGGAAAAUCGACACCCGACUUUACUCGGAAACUGAUGGCCUCAACUGUUCAAGAGGGGAAAAAAGCCUUUUUCAAAGCAAUGGUGAGUGGAGAGCCAGGACCGACUGUKACAUGGGGUCGCAACAAAGGAGACGUAGAUGAUCCAGAAAAGUACAAAACAAGAUAUGAAGAAAGAACUCGAGAACAUAUUCUUGAGAUACCAAAUGCAAACCUUGAUCAAGCUGACACCUACACAUGCUUUGCAACCAAUGAGUUCGGAAAAGCUGUCUGUACAACCACUCUGACUGUGAUUGAAGGAGGCCAAAAGAAGAAAUCACAAGAUGCAAAUGGGCAGGGAACACAAAACUUCAGAGCAAUGCUUAAGAAAACGACAGUUGUGACCAAGAAAAAGAAACAACUCCCCCAACAGAAAGAAGGAGAAAUAGAUCCUAAACUCGUGGAGCUGCUUCUAAGUGCACCAAAGAAAGAUUAUGAAAAAAUCUGUCUGGAGUUUGGCGUUACAGACUUCCGCUGGAUAUUAAAACAACUUAAACAGAUAAAGAAAGAUAGAGAAGAUGAACAAGCCCAGGUUGUAGAGAAGCUGGAGAAUGUGAAACAAAUUGAAGUGAAACCAAGUGGAAGGGCUGAAUUCAGCUUUGACAUGAAACUAAAGGAUCCCAACAGUGCAGUUCAUUUAUACAAGGAUGGGACAAUGAUUMCAUACGAUGAAAAUAAAAACUCAAAGUACAGGCUUGAGAAAAAAGGGAUAAACUACCUUUUCAGUAUUAAAGACCUUCAGCCUGAGGAUGCUGGGUUAUAUCAGGUUGAUGUUGAGGAGACAAAUGUCCUUACAACUGAGCUUAAAGUUCCAGACGUGGAAUUCACAGCAAAGAUCGAGGACGUUAAAGUCACCAACAACGAUGACGCCGUCUUUCAUUGUGUUCUGUCARCACCCCUGAACAGAAUCACUUGGGCAAAAGAGGAUUCAUCGCUUGAACAAAGUGACAAAUAUGAGAUCACAGUCUCUGAGGACAAACUGACUCACACACUGAGAAUAAAAGCUUGUCAAGUUGCAGAUAAUGGAGCUUAUUAUGCAACUGCUGGCAUCACAUCGAGCAGCGCCUCCCUCAGGGUGGAAGCUGGUCACAAAGCUGGUGAUCAUGAAAACCAGUCUAAACACACAUCAAAACAGCAGAGGGAGUUUCAAAAAGAAAAGGACCCAUCAAAACAUGCAGCCAAAGCUGCACAGGAAGAUGGAGGACAUGGAAAAGGUGGAGGCGAUGAAGAAAUCGGGAAAAGUGGAAGAGAUGUUUUUUGUGAUGGCAGUAGUGAACAUUCAGGUGCAGGAACCGCGGAAGGGAAAAACAAAGGUGAUGAUGAAAAAGGGGAUGGAAACGGCAAGUUUAAGAACCUCCAGCGAGAUGGAGAUAAUAGAAAUACAGCAGAUGGUGAUGGUGACAAGAAAAAGAAGAAGUUACGAGAUGGUCCUUUAGUUCCUGAAACUGUCACAGAUGGAGGUGUUCAGUUUGUCAGAGGGCUGUCAGAUUUAAAUGCAGUUGUUGGUGGUCAAGCAGAGCUGUCCUGCAAACUGAGCAGCAACGCUUCAGAGGGACGGUGGUACAAAAAUGGAAAGCCGCUAACAGACAAGGACGGGGUAAAGAUUAUCAAAGAUGGAGCUUGUCACACCUUGAUAAUCGAGUGCUGUAAAUAUGAGGAUGAAGCUGUGUACCGCUUUGAAUCUGAAGGACGCAAAUCAGAGGCAACGAUCAACGUCCAAGACCCACCAAAACUGGACUCGGAUGCUUUGGGAAAAUUCACAAAUCCAGUCAUCGUAAAAGCAGGAGAAAAUGCAGAAUGGAAGCUGCCAUUUUCAGGCAAAGCGCCGAUGAACACUCAGUGGUACAAGAAUGACGAUGAGCUUUCACCUGCCGCCAAUGUGAAGAUUCAGAACUCAGACACAAACAGCCAGCUGCGGCUUACUAGGUGUCAGAGGAAAGAUAGUGGCGAUGUCAAAAUUAAAAUUAAAAAUGAGUUUGGUACUAUAGAAGCCACUUCAAAGCUUAUUGUUCUUGACAAACCAACACCUCCACAAGGUCCUGUGGACAUAGUGGAAAGUGCUGUAACGUCUGUUGAAUUCAAAUGGAAACCACCAAAAGACAGCGGCGGCUGCCCAGUCACAAACUACAUCAUCGAACGGCAACAAGUUGGGCGAAAUAAAUGGUCAAACCUUGGAGAGAUCCCUGGUACUCCACAUUACAAAGAUACUGAUGUGGACCCCGGAAGGAGAUACUCUUACAGAAUCAGAGCCAAGAAUGCAGAAGGCAUUAGUGAUUACCUGCAGUCAGAAGACAUAUCAGCUGGUGUAUUGCGUUAUCCUGGACAACCAACAACACCUAAAGUGGUCAGUGCCUUUAAAGACUGCGUCAACCUGUCAUGGUGUGAUCCAUGUGACACGGGGGGAACUAAAAUAGUGGGAUAUAAUUUGGAAAAGAACAAGGCAGGCACCAAUUACUGGAGCCUUGUAAACCAAAAGGGUCCCAUCACAGAUACAAAGUACGCAGUGAAAGAUGUCUUUGAAGGUGCUGCAUAUCGAUUUAGAGUGUCUGCCAUCAAUCUGUCCGGUGCUGGAGAUCCCAGUUUUCCAUGUGACAUAGUUACCGCAAGAGAUCCAAUGAAACCCCCCGGCAAAGUGUCAGGUCUUAAAUUAACGUCUUCCAGUUAUACUACAUUUUCACUGGCUUGGAAUAAACCAAAGGAAGUAAAAGGAAAAGACGAUGAAGCCCAGGGGUACUACGUGGAAAUCCGACCAAUAGAGAGCCUAGAAUGGGUCCGAUGUAAUGCCGUUCCAAUUAGUUUAACUUCCUACACUGUGCUGGGCCUCAAGGCGAUGGCCGCAUACUGGGUGAGAGUAAUUGCCACAAAUUAUGGUGGUGAUGGAGAACCUAAGGGCUUUGACAAUUAUUUCACUGCCAUGCCGCCUCCUGUAAAGCCAAAAUUUAAAGGCCGUAACAUGAAGACAUUGAUGGUGGUCAGAUCUGGGAACACUGUUCGACUCAACAUUAACUUUGAGGCAUCCCCAAUGCCUGACAUUUUUUGGGUAAAGGAUGGAAUCCCAGUGGCCAAACAUGUAACCAUAACUAACUCUGACAAAGGGUCUCAGCUGCUGAUUCCUACAUCUGAGAGAUCAGACAGUGGCUUCUACACCAUUACUGUGAAGAACAUCGUUGGUCAGGAAAGCUUCAGUGUUGAAAUCAGAGUUACAGAUGACCCCAAGCCUCCAGGUCCCGUAGAGCUGGAACAGAACAUCCCAGGGACAGUAACUCUGUGUUGGACUCCCUCUCCAGAUGAGAAGAAAGAUGACAGACUGCAUUACAUGGUUUCCAUGCGAGACUCCUUCAAACGUACAUGGAGGACUGUGGCAGAUAAUCUCUUUAACAAUAAGUUCACAGUGGUCAACAUUAUGCCUGGACGGGAGUACAACUUCAGGGUGCUCGCUAAAAAUGACAUGGGCCUGUCGCCACCAUCUGCAUCCCCUGUGUUUGCAAUCAGAAAGGAAAAAGAAAAGUUUAAAUUAAACAUGCCCGAGAUUAAUUCUUCAAACUUUGAGUCGCCUCCGUCCUUCAUUAUUCCCCUGAAGAGGCGCACAGCUCCUCAAGGAUACGAAUGCUGCAUGAGCUGUGCAGUAAGAGGCGAUCCGUCGCCACGUGUGACGUGGUGCCGCAACAACAUCAGCAUCAACACAAACACAAACUAUCUCAUCACAAACGUGUGCGGAGUCUGCUCCCUGCUCAUACUGCGGGUGGGAGCCCAAGACUACGGAGAAUACAAAGUGGUGAUCGAGAACAAACUGGGAGCUGCAGAGUCCUCAAUGACCCUGAACGUCAGAGAGUGAAGUGGAUCUGAGAGAAGCUGGACUUGGACUUGACAGAGAUAUUUUUCAAAUCAAUUAUACCAACUUAAUUUUAAUUAGUCCGAUCCCUACUGCUGUUACAGAUCUUUCUUUAAAAAAUACAAACAUGGCGAAAAAUGUGAUUAAAAACAUAUUAAGUCA
Messenger RNA from Austrofundulus limnaeus, 4325 nucleotides. RefSeq names its product immunoglobulin-like and fibronectin type III domain-containing protein 1. Gene Ontology annotation, molecular function: protein binding. The transcript is spliced from 24 exons. Bases 192 to 4166 code for a protein of 1324 amino acids. NCBI's taxonomy places the organism in Eukaryota, Metazoa, Chordata, Actinopteri, Cyprinodontiformes, Rivulidae. The record is from RefSeq and is a predicted model, not a curated record.